ACUGUGGCUGUAGUUGGCGGGAUUGACAGGCAGCCCGGCCCGCGUGGGGGCUGCCAGUCCCGCACUGGGGGGCUUCCGGGUCCCCCAUUGCUUUCUGCCCUCCUCUGGGGCCCGGGACCAGCCUCAGUCCUUGUAUCUACAGCCGCGGGGCUGGCGACGGCUGUUCUUUUCGGUCGGUCACCGGCCCAAUGGAAGAGCCUCCCGGGAAGCCCCUCAGCUUUGAGGAGAAGGAAAAGUUGAAGGAAAAAUUAGCAUUCUUGAAAAGAGAAUACAGCAAGACAUUGGCUCGUCUUCAGCGUGCACAAAGAGCUGAGAAAGUUAAGAAUUCUAUUAAGAAAACAGUGGAAGAACAAGAUUGCUUGCUCCUGCAGGAAAUUUCACCACGGCUAAACCACUCAGAACCUAAAAAUAAAACAUCUCCUUGUGAUGUCUUACAAAUCAAUGGCCAUCUCGAUGAAGAAACUGGAGAGAAGACACCUCUCAUACUUGACAUUGAGCCUGAAUCCUUUAGCCCUGGGGAUGACCCAGAGGAAAGAUUACAUUUACAAAGAGCGGAUGUCAUCCAGAAACAUUGUCACCAUAGGGUCAAUGGCGCUGAUGGUGAGAAAAGGCAGAAAAAGCUGACAGGAAGAAGAAAUAAGCAGCAGAAGAGAAUAUUUACUUCACAGGAAAGAGAAUCUCUCUUUGACACUGAUGUACUCACGCUCUUUGGAAAAAAACUAAAGGAACAGGAAGAGAUCAACAGAGAAUAUCCUAGCACACCUGUAAGUGAAAGUCCUAAAUCUGACAUUCUGGAUUCUCCAGCAAUGCUUACAGAAACUUAUGAAGAGAGUGAAUUAAUUCCACCAACUGCCAAUCCACAAAGAAUUGUUGACACACCCUUAAGAGGACAUCAUUUUUCUGCAUUGACUCCACUUCCUUUGCAUACCCCAUCAGAUCCCAGUAGUGGUCAGCACCUUGAACAUAACCCUCCUAAAGGUAACCCUGAACUUAGUGCUCACAGGUUAGAAAACAUUGGCCCUACUUCACCUGUAAACUUAGAGACACAAGACAAAAGAAUGACUAUCUUAACCAAUACUCCAGAGGUAAAUAAAGCUGUAAAUACAAGUGUUCAUCUGCCUCUCAGUCCUACCUUAGAGGCAGAUAAUUCAUCUUCUCUAGAUGAACUCUCUUACAAUAACUUACUGGCCCAUGAAAACCAAAGCUUAAAAGAACAAAAUCACAUAGAGAAGUCUUUUGAAUCUCUUGAUAUUAGAAAUGAAAGUCUUCAGGAAAGUGAACUUCUAAGUCAAUCUGAGAGUGUUAGCCUGAAAGUAAUAUCUCCUGAUUCUGCAGAAGAUCAAGUACAUUCUUGCACAAUGCUGGAAGGCCUUAUGUUUCCUGCAGAAUAUUAUAUCAGAACAACUCGCCGCAUGUCAAAUUGCCAGAGGAAAGUAGCCCUGGAAGCUGUAAUUCAAAACCAUUUAGGUGGCAGAAAGAAAGGGUUUAAAAAUAAAGAAACAAAUAAAAAUGUAAACCUUUCCAAUGAAGAAAUGGACCAAAGUGAAAUUAGAAUGUCUGACACAUGCGCAGGACUAUUAAGUUCAAGAAGUCCAUUUCAGAAACUUUUCUCAUUAACUGAAGUUAACUCUUCCUCUGGAGCCACUAACCAUGACUUUUCUAGGAAGGUGGUUACUCAGCCAUCUGGUAGAAGACUUAGAGGAAAAAGGAAGUCAGACUGUACCUCGGUAUUAGAUUAUCAUGAAAUGCUUCAGUCAACUUCUGGCAUAUCAAGUGUUUGUAGGUCCAAGGAACAAGUCUCCUUGCACAAAGAACAGAAUCAGAAACCAAUUAUUCAUGAUUUUCAGUUACCUGAUGAAGACUUUGGGCUUCUUAAACUUGAAAAACUGAAGUCCUGCCCAGAAAAGCUGAUGGAGCCUUUUGAAUCAAAAAUGUAUCAAGAAAGGCAUCUUAAAGAGAGCAGCUAUGUUGAUUUGGAGGAAUUCUCUCCUAAACAAAUAGAUACAGAAAUGGAGGACUUGGAAGAGGAACUUGCUGUUCCCCCAAGAAAAGCUCAUCUUAACAUGCCAAAUCUCAAAAGCAAGCCUCAGGAUAAGGGUCUUUCUUCCUCCAUAUUGCUUUUCACUCCUGUAAAUACUGUUGCAGCCGAUGAUGAGGGCAGACCCACAGCAGAUGUGUGUUCCCCAGCUUUCCCUGUCUUGGGUACUACUCCAGCUUUUGUUUCCCAAGCAUAUAGUGGAAAAGCAUCUGCAGAGGUUGGAAAAAGUUGCUCCCAGCUUUCUCACUUGAAAGCCACCGUCAGUCGUGAUGGAAAACAAUGCAACAAUUGGGCCAGCCCACCUAAAUCAGAUUGCCUGCCUGUGUCAGGUGGGAGAGGACAGCCUGCCAAUGACUGUGAUUCUGGUCUUCAAGUAACACCUCUCCCCACUGACUCAUUCGCUUUGAAAGAAAAUCAGGGAUGUGGAAAUACAUGCCUGGAAUCAUGGAAACAGUCCAUUGAACAGACUGAAAUAGCAGACCUUCCUGCCUGUGAUAGCUUAAACCCAGGCAACUUACAAUUGGUUUCAAAGUUAAAGAAUCCUUCAGGUUCCUGUUCUGUGGAUGUGAGUGCCGUGUGGUGGGAAAUAGCCGGCUCCAAAGAACCGUGUAUCGUAACUGCUUGUGAAUAUGUGGUUUCUCUUUGGAAACCUCUGGGUGCUUGGCAAUGGGAAAAGACUUAUUCUUGGCACUUCACAGAGGUUCCAGUGUUACAAAUAGUUCCAGUGCCUGAUGUUUGUAGCCUUGUGUGUGUGGCUUUGGGGAAUUUGGAAAUCAGAGAAAUCAGGGCAUUACUUUGUUCCUCUGAUGGUAAAAGUGAAAAGCAAGUACUACUGAGUUCUGGAAAUAUAAAAGCUGUGCUAGGCCUGAGCAAGAGGAGACUAGUGAGUAGCAGUGGGACCCUCUGUGAUCAACAGAUAGAACUCGUGGCGCUUGCCGAAGAUGGCAGAAACAAGGAAAAGCAAUUUUUGAUGCCCCCUGAAGAAACUGUUCUAACCUUUGCUGAAGUUCAAGGAAUGCAGGAAGCUCUGCUUGGUAGCACUAUAAUGAACAACAUUGUGAUUUGGAAUUUAAAAACUGGUCAACUCCUGAAAAAGAUGCAUAUUGGUGAUUCCUUCCACGCUGCAGUCUGUCACAGAGCCUAUUCUGAGAUGGGACUCCUGUUUGUGGUGCUGAGUCAUCCUUGUACUAAAGAGACUGAACCUUUGGGAAGCCCCGUGUUUCAGCUGAUUGUGAUCAACCCCAAGACUGCCCUGAGCAUGGGGGUACUGCUCUACUGUCUCCCUCAGGGGCAGGCUGGAAGGUUCCUGGAAGGUGACGUGAAAGAUCAUUUUGCAGCAGCGGUUUUGACUUCUGGAACAAUUGCCAUUUGGGACUUACUUCUAGGGCAUUGUGCUGCUCUCCUUCCACCUAUCUCUGACCAAAACUGGUCUUUCGUUAAAUGGUCAGGUACAGAUUCUCAUUUGUUGGCUGGACAAAAAGAUGGAAAUAUAUUCAUAUACCGCUACUAAGAAGUUAGGGGAAGGUGAAAACAUGGUGUUCUGGAUACACAUGACUACUUGAUACUUUUGAGAGCUGUAACCUUAAAGGAGAACAUCUGAAUGACACCUAUUCAUUCAGAUAGACUUACUUUGUAUUUUGGUGGUGGUGACACUACUGAUCUUGAAUGUUCAUUUAUACCUACUUUGGAGGAAAGGAUUUUAGGUUGAUUUUUAUAAUUCCUCAAAUUUGCACAUUUACUUUUAAAGAUACACAUAAAACUUCUUAUGUUAAUAAAUAUUUAUUUCAAAACAUUUUGCUUGGUGUGUUA
This is a messenger RNA of Talpa occidentalis (Iberian mole), 3847 nucleotides long. It is a transcript of the gene PALB2, whose product is annotated as partner and localizer of BRCA2. Bases 189 to 3548 code for a protein of 1119 amino acids. NCBI's taxonomy places the organism in Eukaryota, Metazoa, Chordata, Mammalia, Eulipotyphla, Talpidae. The record is from RefSeq and is a predicted model, not a curated record. Gene Ontology annotation, molecular function: DNA binding; protein binding. Gene Ontology annotation, biological process: double-strand break repair via homologous recombination. The transcript is spliced from 13 exons. Gene Ontology annotation, cellular component: nucleoplasm.